AUGUCUGGUGCUGCUCGCUCCUUCUGGUCCAUCUGGUACAAGCCUGAAAUUAUCCCCAUCUACGUUACCGUUGGUGGUGCCUGUGGUCUUGCUGGCUGGUACUUGACCCGUCUUGCUCGUGGCCCUGAUGUUGUCUGGGACCGCAAGAACAACCCCUACCCAUGGCAAAACAUCACCCAGGAUACUCAAGUCAAGAUGAUGACCGUCAACCAAGAAUUUGCCAAGAAGUAUUCCCGCGACCGUCUGUAA
Molecule: messenger RNA, 249 nt
Organism: Zychaea mexicana
Lineage: Eukaryota; Fungi; Mucoromycota; Mucoromycetes; Mucorales; Lichtheimiaceae
Product: NADH-ubiquinone reductase complex 1 MLRQ subunit-domain-containing protein
Exons: 3
Coding region: 1-249 (82 amino acids)
Source: RefSeq, a predicted model, not a curated record